Hyaena hyaena (striped hyena) is the source of this 2236-nucleotide messenger RNA. It is a transcript of the gene CDC16, whose product is annotated as cell division cycle 16. NCBI's taxonomy places the organism in Eukaryota, Metazoa, Chordata, Mammalia, Carnivora, Hyaenidae. Gene Ontology annotation, biological process: cell division. Gene Ontology annotation, molecular function: protein binding. The record is from RefSeq and is a predicted model, not a curated record. Bases 143 to 2005 code for a protein of 620 amino acids. The transcript has 18 exons.
AGGGAGCGGAAGGUCCCGGGCGGCGCCGGACCCGGUGCUGGCGGCUGUUUUGCUGGCUCUGGUGGGCCUGGCCGGCAGCGGGAAGGGGGCCACGCACCGGGGCGUUGGACCACGUUCUGCCAGACUCCCCGGCCGCGCCGCCAUGAAUCUGGAGCGGCUGCGGAAGCGUGUCCGGCAGUACCUGGAUCAGCAACAGUAUCAAAGUGCUUUAUUUUGGGCAGAUAAAGUAGCUUCACUCUCUCAUGAGGAACCCCAGGACAUUUAUUGGUUGGCUCAGUGUCUUUACCUGACAGCACAGUAUCAUAGAGCAGCUCAUGCACUUCGGUCACGAAAACUGGACAAACUGUAUGAAGCAUGUCGCUACCUUGCAGCUAGGUGCCAUUACGCUGCGAAAGAGCAUCAGCAGGCUCUCGAUAUUCUCGAUAUGGAGGAGCCAAUCAACAAAAGGCUAUUUGAGAAAUACUUGAAGGAUGAAAGUGGCUUGAAAGACCCCUCCAAUGACUGGGAAAUGUCACAGUCCUCGAUAAAGAGUUCUAUUUGUCUUUUACGAGGGAAAAUCUAUGAUGCUCUGGAUAACCGAGCCCUAGCUACCUAUAGCUACAAAGAGGCUUUGAAGCUGGAUGCCUACUGUUUUGAAGCAUUUGAUCUUUUAACAUCACACCACAUGUUGACAGCCCAAGAAGAAAAAGAACUACUCGAGUCACUACCUCUUAGCAAGCUCUGUACUGAAGAACAGGAAUUGCUACGCUUUCUAUUUGAGAACAAAUUAAAAAAGUAUAAUAAACCCAGUGAAACUGUCCUUCCCGAGUCUGUUGAUGGUCUGCAAGAGAAUCUGGAUGUGGUAGUGUCUUUGGCUGAAAGACAUUAUUAUAACUGUGACUUUAAAAUGUGCUACAAGCUUACUUCUGUAGUAAUGGAGAAAGAUCCUUUCCAUGCAAACUGUUUACCUGUACAUAUAGGGACACUUGUGGAGCUGAAUAAAGCAAAUGAACUUUUCUAUCUUUCUCAUAAAUUGGUGGAUCUGUAUCCUAGUAAUCCCGUGUCUUGGUUUGCAGUGGGAUGCUAUUAUCUCAUGGUUGGUCAUAAAAAUGAACAUGCCAGAAGAUACCUCAGCAAAGCAACAACACUUGAGAAGACUUACGGGCCUGCGUGGGUAGCGUAUGGACACUCGUUUGCUGUGGAGAGUGAGCAUGACCAGGCCAUGGCUGCUUACUUCACCGCGGCACAGCUCAUGAAAGGGUGUCAUUUGCCAAUGCUCUACAUUGGAUUAGAAUACGGAUUGACUAAUAACUCAAAAUUGGCUGAAAGAUUCUUUGGCCAAGCGCUAAGCAUUGCACCGGAAGACCCUUUUGUUAUGCACGAGGUUGGUGUGGUCGCAUUUCAGAAUGGCGAAUGGAAAACAGCUGAAAAAUGGUUUCUUGAUGCUUUGGAAAAAAUUAAAGCAAUUGGGAAUGAGGUAACAGUUGACAAAUGGGAGCCUUUGUUGAAUAACUUGGGGCACGUCUGCAGGAAGCUUAAAAAGUAUGCCGAAGCCUUGGAUUAUCACCGUCAGGCACUGGUGUUAAUUCCUCAGAACGCGUCUACCUAUUCUGCCAUAGGGUAUAUCCAUAGUCUGAUGGGCAACUUUGAAAAUGCUGUUGACUAUUUCCACACAGCCCUUGGUCUUAGGCGAGAUGAUACGUUUUCUGUUACAAUGCUUGGUCAUUGCAUUGAGAUGUACAUUGGUGAUUCUGAAGCUUACAUUGGAGCAGACAUUAAAGACAAAUUAAAAUGUUAUGACUUUGAUGUGCAUACAAUGAAGACACUAAAAAACAUUAUUUCACCUCCGUGGGAUUUCAGGGAAUUUGAAGUAGAAAAACAAACUGCAGAAGAAACGGGGCUUGCACCACUGGAAACCUCAAGGAAAACUCCAGAUCCCAGACCUUCCUUGGAAGAAACCUUUGAAAUUGAAAUGAACGAAAGUGACAUGAUGUUAGAGACCUCUAUGUCAGACCACAGUAGUUGACUGCAGACAGCUUUCAGUUCCAUUUUGCCUUGGGGGGCGGGGUUGGGGUUUCCUCACACCCUUAUCCUGUCUUCAGAAUUUCCCAUUUCUUAACCUGAACCCAGACUGCACCUCUACAUUUAGGAACGGGGACCUGCCAGAAAAGACUGGACUGCACACCUUUGCAACAGGUGUUUUCUGAUCCUACAAAACAAUUAUAGGUAGAGGAAUAAAGUGGUAAAUUGAAUAUUA